Pyrus x bretschneideri (Chinese white pear) is the source of this 1630-nucleotide messenger RNA. RefSeq names its product nuclear transcription factor Y subunit A-4. The record is from RefSeq and is a predicted model, not a curated record. Lineage: Eukaryota; Viridiplantae; Streptophyta; Magnoliopsida; Rosales; Rosaceae. Gene Ontology annotation, molecular function: DNA-binding transcription factor activity, RNA polymerase II-specific; RNA polymerase II cis-regulatory region sequence-specific DNA binding. The coding region runs from base 346 to 1248 and encodes 300 amino acids. Gene Ontology annotation, biological process: regulation of transcription by RNA polymerase II. The transcript has 7 exons. Gene Ontology annotation, cellular component: CCAAT-binding factor complex.
GUGUGUGUUGUGUUGUCACAGCAGCAAAGCCCGUGAAGAAGGAAGGAAAAUAUAGAGUGAGGAGAGAGAGAGUGAGUCUUUGAGGAGGAAGAAGAGGAGAGGAGGGGAGGGGAGAGAAAGUGUUUUAUUUAGACAGUUGGAGGAGAGGAGACAUGUCCAAGGUCUUCCCAACACUUAUAUUCUUUGCUCAUUCAUCCCUUACCAGACCCCAAAGGUGUUUCUGAAGAUGGGAAAGUAGUAAAGUUGUCUCCUUCAUCAGUUUCUGGUUUCAUACCUGUUUUGGAAUCAUCUAUACCGACUCAAAAUUUGAACAAGAACAUUUUCAAUCAAACUUCCGUCCAGGCAAUGCCCCUUUAUACUAAUUCCAUGUCGUGGAAUCCAAGUGAACGACAAAUUUCAGAGUCUUUAUCCAAGGAUGUGAGCUUCAAAGUGGUAUUUCCGCCACAAGGUCAUCAUGACGCAAAGCAUUUAGGACUUCAACUACAAACAGACCAGGGAUCAUCAUCCACAACCCAAUCAAUUGGUCACUCUCAAGGCGAAGAUGAAACAUAUGGUAAGGGUGCUGAUGGGAAACUGAAGCCAGUUUUCUUGCCGAGUAAUCAAGAUUUAAUGUCGAACCCUUCCCAAGUUGGUUACAGCAAUGUAGUGGGCUGCAUACCAUAUCCUUAUGUUGGCCCUUACUUCAGUGGGUUCGCGACUGCAUAUGGAUCACAGGCUAUGUCCCAUAUGCUUGGGAUCGUACCUACACGAGUUCCGUUGCCUCCUGAUCUGGCACAAGAUGGACCCAUCUAUGUCAAUGCAAAACAGUACCGUGGAAUCCUCAGAAGGAGACAGUCCCGUGCGAAGUUGGAGGCUCAAAACAAACUUCUCAAAUCUCGAAAGCCUUAUCUCCACGAGUCUCGCCAUCUUCAUGCCCUGAAUAGGGUAAGGGGCUCUGGUGGACGAUUUCUCAGCACAAAGCGGCAAUCAGACCAGAACGCCUCCAGUAGCACCCACUACGUUUCUGACUCUCUCAGCGUACAUCAGAAAGAUACAGGGGACACAGAAAGUCAUCACUCGGAAAGCAGUGAAUUCCUCCCUAGUGUUGCAAUCCACUCAGACAUGACAAGUGUUUCCAACACAAAUGACAACUUUCGGCAGGCAGAUCGCAGGUUCUCAGGCAUCCCUCCCCACAUGAGUGGAGCAAUGGAGUUCCAUGGCGGGUUUAUGCAUGCUGGAAACCAGCACUCUGCUUCUGUUGUCCGGUGAGAGGUCAGCACAAACAAGACCAUCUUGUUCUCACCGGUUGGGCAAAUCAUCCUUGGCUUUUCUCACUCUGCUACCAUCUUUCUGACAACUGGUGAUUGGAAAACUGAAGAUCAACCACCUUUCGUGCUUCUAAUGAAAUGGUGGCAUAUAGAGAUGCUGUAAUCUCGUAGGUUUCAUAUGUAUUCUCUCUUGUUCUAGUUCUGUGUUGUUAACCUUGAUUCAAACCGGCUAAAAGCUACGUUGCGAAUGUCGCACAGGAACAGUUUGGUUUGAUUCGAUUCCGAUAUGUACGUCCUUGCAUUCGUGUGGCAAAUUCCUUGCAUAAUAUUGGGUUUAUGCUUGCAGCUGGUUUGAUAUAAAGUUUGUUUUAUUUGUUUAUUUA